CUUCAACGAUUGCUUCGUGAAGAUACCACGCACACCGGACAAGCCAGGCAAAGGUUCCUUCUGGACAUUACACCCAGAUUCGGGCAAUAUGUUUGAGAAUGGCUGUUAUUUGCGUCGACAGAAACGUUUCAAGGAUGAGAAGAAGGAGGCGCUACGCCAGCUCCAUAAGAGUCCGUCACAUAGCAGCCUCGAAGCAACAAGUCCCGGCAAAAAGGAUCACGAAGAUUCGCAUCACCUACACCACCAUCACAGCCGAUUGGAUAACCACCAGCAGCAUCAUCACAGUAAAGACGUGACAGGCGCUACAGUGGGUGGUGCGGGCAGUGUGCUCAGCAGCGCUGUCAGUCGUGACCAGCUGGCUAUGAUGCAAGCUAAUGCCGAGCUUUGCUUGGGCCAACAGGCAGCGCAACAUGCACCCAGCCAUCACCAUCAGCAACAUCACCAGCUGCAGCAUGAAGAGCUCUCCGCAAUGGUGAAUAGAUGCCAUCCAUCAUUGAUCAGCGAUUAUCACCCCUCCAUGCAUCAUCUGAAGCAGGAACCAUCCGGUUACACACCAUCCAGCCAUCCGUUCUCAAUCAAUCGACUCCUACCCGAGUCUAAGGCGGACAUUAAGAUGUACGAUAUGAGUCAGUAUCCCGGCUAUAAUGCGCUCAGCCCAUUGACAAAUACACACGCGGCCUUAGGACAGGAUUCAUACUACCAGAGUCUCGGCUAUCAUGCGCCAGCCGGCACGACUAGCUUGUGACAUCACCAGUACCCAUUGGCUUAAGGGCGAGCUGACCAGAUGCUGCGCAACGUGAACGUGAACGCCGCCAGUGGUAGCAGCAGCAUCUUUGGUAGUGCCGCCGCGGCUGCAGCAGCAGCUGCUGGUCUCAAUACGCUGCACAAUAGUAACAUUGGUGGCAAUAUUGGCAGCAGCAGUGGCAGCGGCACCAGCAACAGCAAUGGGAAUACACAUGAUAUACACCUAGAGCAACAUCAUCACCAUCAUCAUCAUGGCGCUACGCACCAUCAUCCUCACCAUCAGCAAUUGACGCAUCCGCAUGCGGCUCAUCAACUGAUGCAACAACAACAACGUAAGGCCUAUCUUAAGUCCAUGCAACAGCAUUACCAACAACAGCAACAACACAGCGCUAGCAGUGCUUCCAGUGCGCACAAACUCAGCGCGCACCAACAACAAUUGCUGCAAAGUCAGUUGACGCCACCAGAACUACAGGAUGACGCAUCGAACAUCACAACCGAUCUGAACGAAGAACAACAACUGCAACUACAACAGGCGGCGCAGCAACAGCACCAGCAAUUGUACAACAAUUACCAACAGUACGCGGCGGCCGCCUCCUAUCGCAACUGGAACCACGGUUUGGCGCUAAAUGGCGCGGCAGCGUUACAAAAUCUGCUGUAGUGUUGCCAACACUGAAUGUGCGUGCAAUGACAAGGCGGCGCUUUGUUGCCAAACUGCCUAUAAGCGGUUGUUGUAGCUAUUAGCGUACAGUUGGUGACAUGCGUGCGUACGCCAGUUAUUACACCGUUUGUUUAGGUGGCGAGGUUUGGUCUUCCGCUGCCAUAUUGCAGUGCUGUUAUGCUGUCGACGUCGGCGUUGAGUGCUAGUUUUGGCGCGUUGUUGUGCGCAGGCGGCAAAGGACAAGCGCGGAUGUGCGCGCACGGUGAGAACGUUGCUCGCAUAUACAUAUUUAUGGUUCAAUGCACAUAACUCAUAACUUUCCAAAUGAAGAUGAUGUAAAUAUGUAUGCAGUCUAGGUAUACUCUUUAUUAUUUUUCACUUUUGUAUGAUUUUGUUCCACACAACAUGUCUCCUUACAAGCCUUAAUUAAACUACUGUAUCUCAUUACGUUUAUCUUUUGACUAUCAGUGUCAGUUUUGAGCUUGUAGAUAUGUUCAAUUUGCGCAUAUUAGCUUCCUUAUAAAUAACAUUUGCUGUACUUUUGUUUGUAUGUAUGUAAAAUGCAGCUGAAUUUCUUCGUCAUAUAAGCAGCAAUCAAAAGUGAUGUAGUUGUAAGCGAAAAUGUUUUCCAUUUUAAUAAAUAAUAAAAUAAAUUUCAAAUUAUGAUUGAUUCAUAAAAAGUUCCACACACCGACCAAUAUUUGAUAUAUUGCGCGUACGUAAAGAUAAAUUUAUUCAAUUUCAAUUUAGGCGCAUGUGCAUUUAAGCUCUUUGUUGCUGUCUAUUUGUAGCUUUAAGUGCGUCUUUUGAGUAAGUUCACAGAUAAACCCUGGCAGGUUUUCAAUUUGACACAACUUCAGUGCCAUGUAUGUAAACACUACACUUUGUGUAUGCAUAGGUAAAUGAAGAAAUCUUCAAAGCAAGCAAGAAAAAAUAUGAAAAGAAAUAAUUUUUUAUACAAAAUAUUAAUUUUUAAGUGUUGUAUAUUUAAUUAUGCAAAUAUAUUUUUAGUUUUUUAAUCACAAAUAUUAUUUCAUUCAACAGUUUUUUCUUAUUUUAUAAGUUUACUAUCUCUUAUUAUUAUUAUGCUUUUUAGUAUAGACAUGUUAUGCGCCAAACACUUUGAUAUGUUCGCGAUAACACAAUGCAAGUGCAAUUGAUGUAAAUUUGAAGAAGAAAAAAAAACAUUUUUAUAUAUGUAAGUGGAAAAUUCACGUGAUCGCGAGUCGAUUAACGCUAACCAAAUUCGAAUUGAAAUGAUCAAAAACCAAAAAAAAAAGAAUCUUCAAAAAAUGUAUGUAUAACUAAAAUUAUUUUAACGGUUUAGUAAUUUUAAGUUUUCAGUACGAUGCGCUUUUCUAAUUUUACAGAAUAAUUUUUGUUUUUUGCAAAAAGUGAGCAGUCAUAUGCAUACAUUAGGUUUGUACAUAAUUCAAUGUAUUUUUGUUUUGCUUGCAUUAAUUUAAAAAUAUAAAUAUAUAUAUAUACAAAAGUGUUUACAGAAAUGUGUUUUCUUUAUAUGCGUUUUCAGAUUUUCAGCAAAAUUACAACACAAUUUUUAGCAAAAAUUCCAAACACUAAAAUUUCAAUAAAAAGAAAAGUUUCAGUCAAGUAUGUGUGCGUCAAUUUGGUAUGCGCUGCAAUUUAGUUAACACAAUUUUGACAAAAAGUUAACUUGAACUACAGCAAAAGUAUGUAAAAAUGUUAAAAAUGCAAUUUUGUAUAGUUACUAUGCGCAUGCAUGUAUGUAUGUAUAUGCUGCUGAGUU
Bactrocera oleae (olive fruit fly) is the source of this 3170-nucleotide messenger RNA. NCBI's taxonomy places the organism in Eukaryota, Metazoa, Arthropoda, Insecta, Diptera, Tephritidae. The record is from RefSeq and is a predicted model, not a curated record.